Mizuhopecten yessoensis (Yesso scallop) is the source of this 6114-nucleotide messenger RNA. Its product is annotated as pleckstrin-like. The record is from RefSeq and is a predicted model, not a curated record. Lineage: Eukaryota; Metazoa; Mollusca; Bivalvia; Pectinida; Pectinidae. The coding region runs from base 83 to 1213 and encodes 376 amino acids. The transcript has 10 exons. Gene Ontology annotation, biological process: intracellular signal transduction; actin cytoskeleton organization. Gene Ontology annotation, cellular component: plasma membrane.
CUACUAGUUGCUGAAAAACAAAACAACGAGGAAAACAGAUGAUGCAGAAUGAAGUUUGACUUGGAAAACAACCACCAAUCAAAUGGAUAAUGAGAACACGACUCUGAAAACUGGAUAUCUAUUGAAAUUUGAGCCAAACAAAAGAUGGAAAAUCCGAUGGUUGGUACUUCAUGAAGAUCAACUCACUUGUCAUCAUCGACGUGACAAGGCAGUUAUAGUCACCUUAAUUUCAUUACAAGGAGCAUCAGUUAUCUGCCCCUGUCUAGAUGACCCUGUAGCUGAUGCUCAGGGAGUGUUCAAGAUUGUUCUGCCGGAGGGAGAAGAGAUAUACCUGCAGGCUGCUGGAAGGAAGGACCGUGAAGGAUGGGCUCAUGCCAUUGGGGCUGUAAUACGCUCCAUCUCUGGCUCAAAACAGGUUUCCAAUGGCAGUGUACCAUUUCCAGCCUUCAGAGCUAAAGUCAAUGUAAGUGAGAUUCUGGGAGCUAUACAGGACCCUGAUGCUGGAGUGAUGCUGGCUAACCAUGUCAGGAACGGAGCUGUACAUAAAAACUGCUUCAAGGGUAGUGAUGUGGUUGAUUGGCUGAUCCGUUGGUCAAUAGUUAGAAAACGAGAUGCUGGAUCAGCCAUGGUCCAAACUGUGCUCAAGUUAGGACACGUCCAGGAGGUUGAUAUCAAUGAUGGUGCUGCAGGGGCCUCGGCAAAAUUCAGGGACGAUGAUAAACUGUACAGAUUUACGUCACUGAAUUUGGACGGCAAGAGGAACAGUUACUAUGACAGUACAGACAGCGACUCGGAAUCUUCUGAUGAGGAGGAGGAGAAUGUUGACAUCGACGUCAAGCUCAGGAAGGGCAAAAUUCUCAGGGAAAGGUUCUUAUUGAAGAGGAGACACAUAGCCAAGGACUGGAGAGUGGUACGGGUCGUGUUGAGGGAAAAACCCAGUACCAUUGAGUACAGUCGAGCUGUCGCACAGGCUAGUGGUGUGGUUUUAAUGUCCAAGUUCAUUAAUCUUGCAACGUAUGAUGUCCAAAUGUCCAGAAAAGACAGCUUUUCUUCUGGUGGUGCAGGUAAAGGGAAGGUGAAGAAGAAAAUCUGCCUGAAGGCCAAAAGUGGUAAAGGUCGUUGUCACAUCUUCAAGGUCAAGGACGAGGAGGAAUGGUACGAGUGGAACUCCGUCCUCCAGCAGCUCACUGGUCAGAAACAAGUUACCCUCUAGCUCAUUGAGGAACGACAAAAGCAGAAUUUUUAUAACACAAUCUCUCAUUGGUCUGUGUUUGUUGUUCAUUCUUCAGUUUGAUAAAAAUAAGUACCAACAUGUACAGUGUAGCUGAUAAGUCAGUAAUUUGUAACACUGUAGCUGAUUGGUCAGUUAGUUGGUACACAGUAGCGGAUUGGUCAGUUAGUUGGUACACAGUGGCUGAUUAAUUACUCUAUACCAGGAAAUUUUUGCUGAGUCAAAUAUUUUUCCUUUACAGAUGAAAUCCAUAUUGGCCUGGUGUUAAUUUCACCCUUUAAAUUACAUGUACUUGGUAUGCUAUAUGUUUAAUAAUCACAGAGACUUUGUGAUAUAAAUUCAACCUAAUUACAGCGGUUAAAUAUGGCUGAAGUUACACUGCAGUGGAGAUUUCCUCGUAUACAGUAGUUACUUGGUACACUGUAGCCGAUUGGUCAGUUAAUAGUACGUUGUAGCUGAUUGGUCCGUUAUUUGGGUACACACUCUGAUGAAUUGGUCUGUAGAUUAAGUGAAAAGAGGUUGAUUUGGUGCAAUUUUACAAUAUGUGAUUAAUAAAAAAUGUGUGACUUUGUACAAGUGUAGCUGAUACUGAUUGGUUAAUUGGUGAAUUCUAAGGUUCAUUGAUGUGUCAUCAGCUGUACUUGUUACACAGUUGCUGAUUGGUUAAUAUGAUAUGUUAUAAUCUAACUGAUUGGUUAUCUUAUGUUUACAUGUAUAAAUGUCAAAAGUGGUGCAAAUUAUAACUGGUUUCUUUCUGCAACGGAUUGAUCAGAAAUUUCUUUUAUGCAGUUCUUUUUUUCGUGACACUGGUGAUAAUUGCAAUACCAAUAGUUUUAAAGUUGUAUACAACGUAGGGUUAAUAAAUAUGUCUUAACAGGCCAGUAGGUGAAAAAACAUGAUGGGAACAGAUAUGGUGGUUCAUUUAGUGAUAUGACUCUAUCUUGUUGUCCCGUCGUAGACUAGUCCACAUGUGUGUGACAUGUUACACAUGUGUAGCCUAAUAUACAUAUAUGUGUUAGCAGGUUACACAUGUAAUAUUGUCCGAUCAGCAAAUUUCUAAAACAAAGUUAUUUUAAUAAAACCAUGAUGUACAUGGUAUUAUCAAUACUAAUAAGUAGUUGUUUUUAUCAAUGCUAAAUCUAACAUAUACGAUGUAUCUCACUGCACCAGUACUGGUAUAAAGUUGUCGUUUAGUUGUCGGUGAUAACACAUAAACAGUACAGGCUUCAUGUUUUCUUUAUCUAGACAUUAUCACCUAAAUAUUUCACAGCAUCAUGAGAAAUCAAAAUCCUGUUUAAAAGAAGAUGGCUUAUAUUUUUACCAGAUUAACAAAGGAUAUUUCCAAAUGAACAUUUUCUGAAAAUGGGGUACGAUUAAAACCAAACCAUUUUACCUUGCAUAUAUUUAAACUUACUUGAUAAGUUAUAAAAUUCUUAUUUCUACUGCAUCGAUACAUUCUGUUUUCUUCUUUGUGUAAAUACACAAUGCUCUCUCUAUAUACAUCAGGGUCCAACUCGGGUUAACACCAGUAAGACAUACAUGUAUGAUAUUCACAAAUCACGGAUCCUGUUAAGUUCAGACAUACAUGUAUGAUAUUCACAAAUCACGGAUCCUGUUAAGUUCAGACAUACAUGUAUGAUAUUCACAAAUCACGGAUCCUGUUAAGUUCAGACAUACAUGUAUGAUAUUCACAAAUCACGGAUCCUGUUAAGUUCAGACAUACAUGUAUGAUAUUCACAAAUCACGGAUCCUGUUAAGUUCAGACAUACAUGUAUGAUAUUCACAAAUCACGGAUCCUGUUAAGUUCAGACAUACAUGUAUGAUAUUCACAAAUCACGGAUCCUGUUAAGUUCAGACAUACAUGUAUGAUAUUCACAAAUCACGGAUCCUGUUAAGUUCAGACAUACAUGUAUGAUAUUCACAAAUCACGGAUCCUGUUAAGUUCAGACAUACAUGUAUGAUAUUCACAAAUCACGGAUCCUGUUAAGUUCAGACAUACAUGUAUGAUAUUCACAAAUCACGGAUCCUGUUAAGUUCAGACAUACAUGUAUGAUAUUCACAAAUCACGGAUCCUGUUAAGUUCAGACAUACAUGUAUGAUAUUCACAAAUCACGGAUCCUGUUAAGUUCAGACAUACAUGUAUGAUAUUCACAAAUCACGGAUCCUGUUAAGUUCAGACAUACAUGUAUAAUAUUCACAAAUCACGGAUCCUGUUAAGUUCAGACAUACAUGUAUGAUAUUCACAAAUCACGGAUCCUGUUAAGUUCAGACUACACAGUUGUUGGACUGUCAAUUCUAUAUAUCUGUUACAUGUACACGUCAGCAAUCCAUGUUCAGAAGUUUAGAGUGCAAUUGGAAUGGAAAGGAUAAAUUGAUGACAAUAUCAGUGUGGAGAUAUUUACAAAAGCUUUGUAUUUUAAACAAAAACUACUACUUCCUAUUUUAAACUGAUAUUUUUGCAGUCUAUGGUACAUGGAUAUAAAUAUACCCUUGUAAUAAAAUUCGUUUUCAUGAUUCAUACAAAUUACUAUUACUUGUUGAUAAUAAACAAAUAUAUCAUCUGAGAUCCUUUAUUAGGGUAUUAUCUGUGUGAAGUAGCCAUUGUUCUCCUUCAUUUGUCAUUCUGUCUGUUUUUGAUCAUCAGAUCAUAGUCAUAACAUCACCAAAGAACUUGCCAUAUAAAUAAAUAAAUUUUUAAAUCUAAACCAUAUAAAAUUUUGUGAUAAUAUGUUAUCCAACCACAUGCCGAAGGUUGAUAUUAUGUACAGAUUCAUCAAAGAUCUUCCUUAUAUCUAAAUACUUUGUGCAUAAUGAAACAUUUUAUAUGUAAUAAUUUAAAUGUGCCAUAUUUAUAAACCGUUAAAGAAAGUAAAAGUUGUAUUUUGUUUGCAACCUAUUUAUGUACAGUAAAACCUGAUACUGCUCGGACUUGUCAGCAACAUUUUAAUAUGUAACGGCGUUCAGCAAAGUAUCGAGGAUUACCUCUAAAGGAAUUGUUAGGACAAAGAGGACCUUGAAAUACAUUGACAAUUAGUGAGAUACAGAAUAGUGAGGUUUAACCCUUUCACCCCUAUGUAAAUUGAGUAGACCCUACCAUGCAUUGAUAUGGAUGAGUCCAUUAUGGUCCAUAGUGGUGAAAGGGUUAACUGUAGAUGGUACUGGUGAUUAACCAUAGGUUUGGUAGAGUUAUCUCCCUUCCACCAGGAAACGUCUUUAAUGAUGUCUGUUUUAAAAGAAUUUACUAUUUCUUUUUAAUAAUAAUAUGCAAAAAAUAUUUAUAGACAAAAGUUUUAUGGACAAUUUCCUUAAGAAAAAUACUACAGUAUAUAUAUCGGCUAUUAAAUAGGUUCCUUAUUUGAUUGUUUUAAAUUAAAUUAAUGAAAAAAAACAUGAUGUUUAAAUUAGUUUUAAUGUAAAUGUAUCCAGGUUUUCUAAAACAUUAUGAAGGAGGAUAUUGAUCUAUUGAUGUUAUCAUAGGAGUUAAAAUACCAUGUAUUUGACAUUGUCUAUCAUUGCCAGUCAUAAGGCAGCAUAUAUCAAUAUAAUCUCCUAUGCACCAGCUGUUGUCUCCCCUUACCAGGUUUUCAGUCUUUUUUAUUCAUUCCAUGUUGUGAUGAACAGUUAUUCAGAAUGUGUCACAGUGUCGUAAAUCACAACUUCCAACAGUGGUUACAUGCCAUGCAUAGAUAUCUUUUGUGCUCUGAAAUGUUACAUUGUACUUGGUAUUUUUUUUGUCUUUUUUAACAUUUUUGCUUAAAAUAUUUAUUAUUUUUGUGAAUUAGAUUUCAUAAUUAUUCAAAUAUUUGAUUCCCCCUCCCCCAAUCUAUCCAUUUAAUCUAGUCUUGAUGGUGUAUUUUGAUACAGAUGCUAUAUACUUGUAAAACUGUGAUGAAUAGGUAACAAUGGGUAACAAUGUUGUCAAGUGUUCACUGUAUAGAUACCAUGACAGCAGUGAACCCUGUGGACCUUUUUAUUUUCAUAGUAUAACUUCCAAAUAUACACCAAUAAAUAAUGUUUUAUAUAAACCAUAAAACCGCUGACACUGUCUUAUUUUGAAUUUCUCCUUUAAAUAUUGAAGUGAAAGUCAACAACAGGCCCUGCAGACCUUUUCCUUAGUGUAUGAACACACUAAAUUAACACCAGUGACAGUUACGCUAAUGUUUGUCACUUUAAUGAAACUCUUGUAGGAGAUGUAUACAAGUAAAGGAGCGUUGUCGACUGGGAUUGCCUUUCCUCCGUUUGUUGCGAGUUGUCUGUCAUAUACGUGUUGUCCAUAAGCAGUUAUAUUUUCAACUUCUCUCCAGAAACUGUCAGAAUUUGAUGAAACUAUAUGGUAAUCUAUAUACUCUAGAAGGGGUUGACUUCUGUAGAAGGCUGAGGGGCAGGGCCAUUGCUUAAAUAAUCAGGGGUCACAGAGUGAGUGCAAAAUGUUCAAAUGGCAUCUUUUCUGAAACUUCUUCGUUAAUUUUCAUCAUAUUCAAUAAUCCUUAGAUGAUGAGGAUAAAAUUGAUAAUCAAAAACGCUUUUACCCUGCACUACCUUCAAAUUGCAUCUCCAGUGGCUCAUAUUGUUGGAGUUUGACCACUGUUAAAAUAAUCCUUAGAUGAUGAGGAUCAGAAUAUCAAGUCAGGAAGGGGCUACCUCCAGAGGGGCUCAUUGGGGUCACUAAUAGCGAAAACCUCAAAUGACACUCUUCUCUAAGUUACUUGUAGAUUUAGACUAUGCCCAAAAUUAGGGGACACUUCCCCCACUUAGCUUUACUCACAUAAAGUAAGAUUCCACUCAAUAUUCAUACUUUCAAUCAGGUGACCAUUAGGGCCCAUGGGCCUCAUGUUUUUUCUUAUGAUAUAUUUCAGAAUAUGCUAUAAUAUGUACUAAAUCCC